Messenger RNA from Agrilus planipennis (emerald ash borer), 1376 nucleotides. RefSeq names its product probable glycerol-3-phosphate acyltransferase, mitochondrial. Gene Ontology annotation, cellular component: mitochondrial membrane. The annotation marks the transcript as partial. The transcript has 6 exons. Lineage: Eukaryota; Metazoa; Arthropoda; Insecta; Coleoptera; Buprestidae. The record is from RefSeq and is a predicted model, not a curated record.
GGUGAAUAAAAUGGUGGACGUGGUGACCACUCGGAUGAUGGGCACCUUUAACAGGUUUGCGCCACAAGAUGGCCAACGAACGGAGUCUCUUGCUACUAUCAGUAGUCUCAAGAGAUUUUCCAUCGAACAAAGAUACAAGAGGAGUCUCACAAGGGAAGCAGAACUUAAAAUGGACGUAAUUCAUUAUGCGAUAGAAUUAUUGGGCCCUGCAGUAAUCAAGAAAGACAAGGUGAAUAACGAAGAGAUAAUAAAGCCAGUUUCUAUGUUACCAAAUGUUAUAGAGUUAGCGUAUUACAGUAACGUGGUUUUACCGUAUUAUGCCCUUCAGUCGGUUGUCGCUUUGGCCCUCAACAAUUGCUGCAACCCCCAAUUCGCGUACAUCUUCGAAAACGAUCUUGUUGAAUCGUCGAUGGACUUGUGUGAAAUUCUACAGUUCGAGUUUAUUUUUCACAAACCGUGCCAAAGUUUAGACGUUUGCAUUUUGGAUUGUGUCGAUGAUUUUAUUGUUAAGAGGGAAGUUUUGCAAAGGGAUAAUAUUAAUUCCCAAGAUUUGGAAAGAGGCCGGAGACUAGCACAAGAACUUUUCGAUGAAGAUGACGUGUUGGAUGGUGAAGAAGAGGGUGAUAGAGGACAAAACAUGCCGAAACUUCUAAUCAGUUCGGAGGAAUUUGCCAAGGGGACACUAGAGUUUUUACGCAAUCUGCUUUUGCCUCUCAUAGAGGCUUAUUCGGUAACAGCUUUCUGCUUGGAGAAGCUCGUUGGUAGAUCUAUGCUUGAAGGCGAUCUUGUCAAAGACGUUGUAAAAGAAAUGAGGCGGCAGGUCGACAGCGGAGUCCUAAAGCAUGAAGAAUGUGUGUCGAGUGACUCGGUAAAAAAUGCCAUCAAAUUAUUUCAAAAGUGGGAGGUUUUAGAGUGCCACAGUGAACAUAAACUUAGGCUUUAUUAUCUUAAAGAUAUGUAUGACGACAGUGAGGCGAUUAUUGCGAUUAGACAGAGGAUUGACAAAUAUCGAUUUGUAAAUGAUUCCGAAUGAUAACUAUAAGUAUAAAUAUUUUAAAUCUCCGAAAGAACUAAUCGUCACACAGAAAGAGUUGUUUUUCACAACAUCUAAUUAAGAAAAAAUAAAAACAGUAGAAUAGGAAUAUUUUAUACAAAACACUAAUAAUAUAAUUUUAAUGGCUACGUUGAGAACGUGAUUUUUUUUAUAAGCGAAUGAAAUAAAUAAGGCCAUACCGUAAUUAUUAAGAGAUUAUUUGUAGCAGUAGGAACAAUCAGUUGGUGCAGGAGAAAUUAGCACUCAUUAUUAUGUUCGUGUAGAAAUGAUCUGUGAUACAAAAAAGUCCUAUGAUAAUUGACAAUAAAGGCGUUCAUUUUUA